This is a messenger RNA of Chelonoidis abingdonii (Abingdon island giant tortoise), 4224 nucleotides long. It is a transcript of the gene SLC5A6, whose product is annotated as solute carrier family 5 member 6. Gene Ontology annotation, biological process: sodium ion transport; transmembrane transport. The record is from RefSeq and is a predicted model, not a curated record. NCBI's taxonomy places the organism in Eukaryota, Metazoa, Chordata, Testudines, Testudinidae. Gene Ontology annotation, molecular function: symporter activity. Gene Ontology annotation, cellular component: membrane.
GCCAAGUGCUGCAGCUGCAGGGCGGGGCUGUUAUUGCAGCCGUGCUGCCUGCGUUUUUUGGCAGCGUUUCCCUGUUGCCGGUGGAGCCGGCGAGGUUCAGGACGGCGUCGCAGGGCUGGGGCUGCUGCGGCCCGAUGAGUCGUGGUGAGAUAUGGCCCUGCAGCGCCGCCCUUGAGGAGGGGCAGGUUAGGCACAGGCCCAGUGCCUGGAAAUGCCCCAAGGAGCUGCCCUCUCGGUGGGGCCACAGAGGUGAAAUCUGGGUGGGUGUCAGCCCCCUGCCGUGUGCUGAGGGGCUGGGAGGGAGUGGCCCGGCUCAGCAGCCGUGAAAUGGUUAAUCUGGCAUUCCUCUGCCCCCCUCCCCCCAUGCCUGCAGGGUGCCCAGCCCAGCCUGGAGCAGUCGGGUCCUUGAGACUUGAGACAGGCUGAGCUAGUCGGAGCUCAGCGAAGGUCCUUGCUGCGCUAUCUCCUCGCUGGCUGCUUGCCGGUGGGAAGUGGGUGAAGGGGCAGCCCUGGGCCGAGGGCACCUUGUUGCAGCUGGUUGGGCUGCGGCAUGUGCCCCCUCCCUGUGUGCUGUGCCAGCCCCUGGCACUGGGGCAGGGGAAGAGUCAGUAGGGGCUGCCCUCCCUGCCUGCUCACCGACCCUCUCUUCUCUUCCAGCUCGGCGGCUGUGCGUGAUGGUGGCAGGGCCUGAGGCGCGUGCCAGAGGCACUGGGGGCCGGUGACUGGUGCCGGCACAGCCCCUGCAUGGCCCGUGACAGGUAGAGCCGAGUGCGAGGCCAGCACGGCUGCAUGGCCGGCCUGGGCAGAGCCGGUGGGCGCAGGAGUCUGUAGUGUGGCGGGCCGGCAGCGUUGCCAUGGCGUUCACGGUGGCGGAUUACACCGUCUUCGUGCUGCUGCUGGUGUUCUCCUCCGCCAUCGGGCUGUUCUACGCGCUGAGCGGUGGCCGGCAGCGCACGGUGCAGGAGUUCCUGCUGGCCAACCGCAGCAUGAGCUUCCUGCCCGUGGCCCUGUCCUUGCUGGCCACCUUCCAGUCGGCCGUGGCCAUCCUGGGUGUGCCAGCCGAAAUCUACCGCUUCGGCACCGAGUACUGGUUCCUGGGCUGCUGCUACUUCCUGGGCCUCCUCAUCCCGGCGCACGUCUUCAUCCCUGUCUUCUACCGCCUCCACCUCACCAGCACCUACGAGUACCUGGAGCUGCGCUUUAACAAGGCUGUGCGUGUGUGUGGCACCGUGACCUUCAUCUUCCAGAUGGUGAUUUACAUGGGGGUCGUUCUCUACGCACCCGCGCUGGCUCUCAAUGCAGUGACUCAGUUUGACCUCUGGGGGGCGGUGCUGACCAUGGGCCUGGUCUGCACUCUGUACACCACCCUGGGCGGGCUGAAGGCCGUCAUAUGGACUGACGUCUUCCAGACGCUGGUGAUGUUCGCAGGGCAGCUGGCCGUCAUCGUGGUGGGCACCAUCAAGGUGGGCAGCAUGGGGCGGGUCUGGCAGCUGGCGGCUGAUCAGGGGAAGAUCUCUGGAAUUGACCUCAACCCCGACCCCUUUGAGCGUCACACCUUCUGGACCCUGGCCAUCGGGGGCGUCUUCAUGAUGCUGUCACUGUACGGCGUGAACCAGGCCCAGGUGCAGCGCUACCUGAGCUCCCGCACCGAGCGGGAGGCUGUGCUCUCCUGCUACGCCGUGUUCCCCUGCCAGCAGGUGGUGCUCUGCCUCAGCUGCCUCACGGGCCUUGUCAUGUUUGCCUAUUACCAGGAGCAUCCGCUCACGGCAGCCCAGAGCCAGGCCUCCUCGGACCAGCUGGUUCUGUACUUCGUCAUGGACGUCCUGAAGGACCUGCCCGGCCUGCCCGGCCUCUUCGUUGCCUGCCUCUUCAGCGGCUCCCUGAGCACAAUUUCCUCGGCCUUCAACUCCCUGGCCACGGUGACCAUGGAGGACCUGAUCCAUCCCUACUUCCCCGGCCUGCGGGAGUCCCGUGCCACGCUGCUCUCCAAGCUGCUGGCUCUCAGUUAUGGCCUGCUCUGCCUGGGGAUGGCCUACCUCUCCUCCAUGAUGGGCCCCAUGCUGCAGGCUGCCAUCAGCAUCUUCGGCAUGGUGGGUGGCCCGCUGCUGGGACUCUUCUGCCUGGGGAUGUUCUUCCCGUGUGCCAACCCCACCCCUCUCGGGGCUCCAGAAAUUCUACAACCUGUCGUAUAUGUGGUACAGUGCCCACAACUCCACCACCGUCAUCCUGGUGGGCCUGCUGGUCAGCCUGCUCACAGGCCCCACCAAGGGAGCGACCAUCAACCCUCGCACCAUCUACCCCGUGCUGCCCCGGCUGCUCUGCUGCCUGCCCCAGAAGUACCGGGAACGGCUGAGCUGUGGGGUGGUCUGCUCCGCAGAGGACGGGGGCUGCGAGGAGCCAGUGCCCCAUGCCCCGGAGAAGACCAGCAAUGGGAUGCUGAAUGGCCCCAUCGUGGGCCUGGCCCGUGCGGAGGAGGCAGAGGGCGAGGGCUUUGCCAGGACGGAGGGCACUCACACCUACAUCCUGCAGGAGACGUCGCUCUGAGCAGGGCCCAGGCGGCAGAGCAGGAGCUAGUGUCCAGCCACUGGGAGUGGAACGCAAAGGCCCUGCUGGGAGCACCGGCCUCGCCCUGGGAACGGCCCUGCUGAGCGUGCACAGCACGAAGGGGCUGAUCCCCUCCUGGGGUGGGUUCCUUCCCCCCCCCCCCCGGCGCUCCCUGCCCCUGGCUCAGGGCUCCACGCACACUCAGGCCGCAAAGCACCAAAUGACCCAUGGGUGGCUGGUGCCCACCCUGCGCUACUGGAGCCCGGCUCAUGGAGUCAGGCCCCAGCCUGGGGCUGGUGUAGUCCUGCCUUGCUGGCCACUUGCCCACAUGCCCUGGGGGGCACAGGGGUUAACUGCUGUGAUGUGCCAAGCCCGGGGGCGGGGAGAGACCCCACUGGUUCAUAGGCCCGGAGCUGGGCCGUGCAGUGAUGUACCGGGCAAUGCUGUGAGGGGCCCAGCCGGCCUCCCGUUGUGUGGGACCAGGUGCCUGGGGCCAGGCCCUCAUUUCUAUGUCCACUAAUCCCUGCAGUCAGUCCAUCCAUCCAUCCUUGCGCAGGCCUCCCCUGCCCAUGGGGGGUGGAGGGGGUGUCUGCAGGACCCCUGGACCCCCCGCAUUUCCUGAGGUCUGGGCUGUCUGCCCCUGGAGCCAAGGGCUCUGUCCCUCAGCCUCCCACUGGCCUGCUCUGUGCUCCAACGCUGAGAUGGGCCCUGCUCUAAGUCUUUGGUGCCUCCUAACAGACUCUGCCCUGGCCCUACCCGGCGGAGGCCACAUGCCUUUCCCUGCCAUCGGGCCCCAGCCCCUGGGCUCAGGUUGGCUCAUGACGGGGGGGCGAGGCUGGGAGCCAGCCCCAUGGGGAACUGGCAGGAGGCUGAGUGGGCCCAGCCCAGGGCAGCAUCCUCCUGCUCUGGCUGUGGGGUGCUGGGAAUCUGCACUGCAGCACUCGAGCCCCGUUUGCACCAUGCCAGGUGCUACCCCAAGCUGCACGGCAUGCUGGGAGCUGUAGUUUGCUCAGGCCCGGGCUCCAGCUGCAGGUGGAGAUGAUGGACCAGCUGCAUUCCUGGGGGCCGUGGAGACUGCGGCUCUGCCCUUGGCACCUGGGCCGUUAGCUGGGCUCAGAGCCCUUGCUGUGCCCUGGCGCCUGGUGCUGCACCACUUUAGACUCCCCUUCGCCCUGGCGCAGAGCCCAGCCUGUGCCCUCCAUGUUACCAUGGGGGUCAGUGACUGUGCUGUGGAGUAGAUUGGUGGUGACGCAUGCAGCCACGUGGCGGGGCCAGCAUGGGUGCCCCAGGCAUGGCUCUCCCAGCAGGGGGGCUCGGGCUGGGGCACGCUGGCUGCUCCUGCGGGAGCUAGUGGGGGUACAUAGGGCCACAGCUACAAUUUGCAGUGAUGCCCCCUGCUGACAGCCCUCCCAUAGCCAAUGUCCCAUGCUUGCAGCCUCCUGCCCCCAGCUCACAGUGCCCCACAGCCAGUCCCCCUGUUCUCAGACCCUCCACCCCAUCCCUGACCCCUGCUUGCAGCUCCCCACAGCCAGUGCCGCCACUCACAGCCCCCCAUCCCUGCCGCCUGGGGCCGUUCCCUGAUUCUGUUCAAUGAAUUGUUCUAAUUGUUCGUUAAUUGUCUCUUGCCCCCAGCACCUGGGGCCAUUGUCUCAGUAAAGUGAUUCUCUGUGAUUAUGCUGC